UUUUUCUCACAACGUACGGGGUAGUUUCGACGGUUUCACCUAGCCUCUUUACACAUCAUAACAGUACAAUUCGGAUAAGCAAACAAUGGCGCCUACACGGCUUCGAGUCGAAACCCGCAUCAGCCAUGGCAUUGCUCAAGAUAUGGUAUCGUCUUUGAUUGUGGGUAGUCAAGCAGCUGUACUCGUUGAUGUACCCUUGACUAUUCCUCAAGCAAAAGAGCUUGUCCCGUGGAUCCGCUCCAACGCCAGUGUGCCAUUAGUGGCGAUAUUUGCCACACAUUUCCAUCCAGAUCACUAUCUCGCUGCUCACAUUAUCUUGGAGAGCUUUCCUGAAGCCGACUUAUAUGCUGCCGAGAAGACAGUGGCUUUGAUCAAUGACAUCAUCGAGGGCAAAACUGCAUUCUGGAAGUCGGCACUAGGUGGUGAAAACAUUGCCAACUCGCCUAGAAUCCCCAAGGCUUUCCCGUCGACCUUCUUUUCGCUUCCGGGGGACGAUAUUGUCCAUCUUCUUGGGCCUGUCAACGGAGACAGCCCUGAGCAGACCAUGUUCUGGAUCCCCUCCAUCAAAACAUUGAUUGCCGGCGAUGUCGUAUACGGCCAUGGAAUGCAUAUGUGGCUCGCUGAUCUUGAUGACCCGUCAAUGACGGAAGCAUGGCUCGACUCUUUGCGACUAAUCGACUCUCUCAGUGCAGAGAGAAUUAUUCCAGGACAUGCACUCAGUGACCAAGAAGGUUUCAAUGGAAGUAAGGAUACGGACCACACACGAGCGUACGUUCGCUUCUUUCAGAAGGAGAUCGAGUCGAAACCGAGGGAUACCUUUACGCCAGAAGAAAUCACUGCCAAGUUUGACGAAGCUUUUCCAGAGUUGGCAGAGAUAGAAGAGGGUUCGACCUCGAGGCUUUUGCUCCAGAUUAACGCUCAGCAUUUUGGCAAGGGAGGCCGGCGACAAAAGCACGACGUUGAUCUAGUUGCACUUCAAAAGUCUUAUAACGCAAGCUGGGACUUCAGCAAGAACUAAUUUACGGCGACCGAAUAUAACAACUCCCCUGGCCGACAUGGGUCAGUGCAGGUGAAAGUUGUCGUAUUUUUGCUACGAAGACAAUAUAUUUUAUUGGAGAAACAUGUCUACACCCAAUUCACCACUCUUUGUAACCGAUCGAGUCAGGAUUGAUAGCAACCCUACGCCGGAAUAAGCGAUGGGAAAACAGUACUGAGUAGAUGAGUUGCAUGUUGUGCUUGGUGGAGGUAAUCAUGCUAGUGUACGUAAAGAUAGUCUUGCCCUCC
This is a messenger RNA of Fusarium odoratissimum NRRL 54006, 1284 nucleotides long. RefSeq lists its product as uncharacterized. NCBI's taxonomy places the organism in Eukaryota, Fungi, Ascomycota, Sordariomycetes, Hypocreales, Nectriaceae. The record is from RefSeq and is a predicted model, not a curated record. Bases 86 to 1018 code for a protein of 310 amino acids. The transcript is spliced from 2 exons.